AUGGAGGCUGAGAAGGAGAGUAAUUCUGUAACGGAACAGGUGAAUACCGCUGCGGAUAAUAAAAACAUUGCAGAAAAUACAGACGGAGCCCCCGUCAUUAGUACACAUGAAGAUGACAAUGCUCUUGUUGUUGAGGAGCUCAUUGCUUCAGGGGUAGUUAGUGAUGCAAAAUACUCAGAAAAGCAAAGUGAGCCUGAAUACUUGCCUGUCCAAAGCAGCAGCCUGUUACAGGAUGAUAUAGAUCUGUUGUCACAGAGAACUGAUGACUUAUCAGAGAUUCUGAAAGUGAAUGUCCAGGGGUGGAUCUACCGGGGUGGCAAAUGCCACUAUCUUGCGUCAAAGCGGUACAUCCACCGAGACUUGGCCACACGGAACAUUCUAGUGGAGAGUGAAUUUCGGGUGAAGAUCGGAGACUUCGGUUUGACGAAGGUUCUUCCUCAGGAUAAAGAAUAUUAUACCGUUCGUGAACCGGGGGAAAGCCCCAUAUUCUGGUACGCUCCAGAGUCUCUGACAGAGAGUAAAUUCAGCAUCUCUUCAGAUGUCUGGAGUUUUGGAGUUGUUCUGUACGAACUUUUUACAUACAGCGACAAAAACUGCAGCCCUCCAACUGUGUUUAUGGAUCAGAUGGGGGAGGAUAAACAGGGUCAGAUGAUUGUUUACCACUUGAUCGAUCUGCUCAAACGAAACUAUCGUCUGCCACCUCCAGACGAGUGUCCUGCUGAGAUUCACGCGCUGAUGUCAGAAUGUUGGGCGACCGAGCCGAGCGAGCGACCCACGUUCAAAACCCUCGCUCAGAGAAUCGAGACGAUCCAGGACCGCAGCGACGUAUGACGUGAGCAUCAACACGCCGGCAGAUCAGACGCACCACCACUCAAAAGGUCACUGUGUCACCUGACGUUUAAAACGGGACGUUUGGACGUUUAAAACGGGAACAUUUAAAAACCAGGAACAUUUGAAGGCUUUUCUUUGUUUCUUCUUGAAUAUUCUGGCAUGUCGUGUUCUCCACUACAGGAUCUGACGCACCUUUCCUCAAGAUCCUCAUAUAGGAGGAAGAUCCUCUCUGUUCUGCUCUCAGUUCAGUUUUGUGCUGGUAAACAGCCUCUGGUGCUCAUGUGGACUGUCUGUUUUUAGAUUUGUACGUCUCAUUUUUCAUCCUCAGUGUGACGAUCUGAUCGGACUGUACAAACUCAUUUUCUUUUGCAGACUUAUAAAGUAACUAAAAGCAGAUGAUAAAAUGAUAAACUUGUUACAACAUUUCAGGUCAUGAAGAUCCUCUUGCGCACAGGUCAGACUCGAAUCUUCUUGUUUUUUGUGGUGUUGUGGUGCGACAGCUGCACACCCCAUGACUGGAGGGCCAUUUUUGUUGUUGUGUCUGCGACCGAUCUAGUUCUUCUUUUUGCAGACUUUAAACUUUAAACAAGGGCGAUGAGCUUCUGCCUUGUAGUGUGCACUGGGGUUCAAAUAUACACUGUCCAUUAUACACUUUCCAGUGGCUUUGUUGCUUAGCAACCGUUUCUUACAUUUCCUACAUUAACUUUAAACUUUCCUUGGAUGUUAAAUGAAAGACUGCAUCAGUUUAAUUCAACUUCCUGUUUGUUUAUUUUUGUUUAAUAGAGGUUUAGCUCUAUUUAGUGUUGCUGAUUGUUUUUCUAUUAAA
This is a messenger RNA of Xyrauchen texanus (razorback sucker), 1657 nucleotides long. Its product is annotated as tyrosine-protein kinase JAK2-like. Gene Ontology annotation, molecular function: cytokine receptor binding; non-membrane spanning protein tyrosine kinase activity; ATP binding. The transcript has 6 exons. Lineage: Eukaryota; Metazoa; Chordata; Actinopteri; Cypriniformes; Catostomidae. Gene Ontology annotation, biological process: peptidyl-tyrosine phosphorylation; hemopoiesis; cell differentiation. The record is from RefSeq and is a predicted model, not a curated record. The coding region runs from base 1 to 831 and encodes 276 amino acids. Gene Ontology annotation, cellular component: cytosol.